Pelodiscus sinensis (Chinese soft-shelled turtle) is the source of this 891-nucleotide messenger RNA. The record is from RefSeq and is a predicted model, not a curated record. NCBI's taxonomy places the organism in Eukaryota, Metazoa, Chordata, Testudines, Trionychidae.
CACAAGAAGAAGCACAAGAAGCACAAGAAGAAGCACAAGAAGAAGCAUCACCAUGACAACGUGGGGCCUAGCUUCUCCUCCGAGACCCUGGAGGCCAGCCCCUUGCUUCCCAAGCCUCAGCUCAAGCUCAAAAUCAAGCUGGGGGGGCAGAUUCUGGGCACCAAGAGCGUGCCGACCUUCUCGGUGAUCCCCGAGGCGCCGCGCUCCCCUUCCCCUCUGCUGGUUGCGGAUGACGAGGAUGAGCCCAUGGAGGGGGUCCCUAUUGAGCAGUACCGGGCCUGGCUGGAUGAAGACAGUAACCUGGACCCGUUGCCCCUGCCGGAGCUGGACUCGGAGAGCUGCGUCCCUGCCCGCGAGGACGAGGAGGAGGAGCGCUGGCUGGACGCGCUGGAGAAGGGUGAGCUGGACGAGAAUGGCGAGCUUCGGAAGGAGGUGGACGAGUCGUUGCUCACGGCCAGACAGAAAGCCCUCCUGCACAAGCAGCAGAGCCAGCCGCUCCUGGAGCUGCCCAUGGGCUACAAGGCCAAGGAGCUGACGGAGGAGAUGCUGGUGAAGCGGGAGGAGCGGGCCCGGAAGCGGCGCCUGCAGGCGGCCAAGAAGGCAGAGGAGAACAAGAACCAGACCAUCGAGCGCCUCACCAAGACCAGCAAGGCCAAGGUGAAGAUGCUGCGGGAGCGCAAGGCCAAACAGGCCCCGUGCCCCAUGAUCCGACCGUGUCCUUCCCGCCAGGGGCCGCGCUGCCCCUGCCGCCCUGCGCCCCCACCCCUGUGCCCUCUCCCACCCCCUGCGGGGUCAGUGCCUGCGCUCUGCUCCUGCUCCCGCACCGGCGUGCCCCUCUGCAGCCUGGCCUGCUACCAGAAGAACCUGCAGCUGCAGGAGGCGGUGGGCUAG